Triticum dicoccoides is the source of this 767-nucleotide messenger RNA. RefSeq lists its product as uncharacterized. NCBI's taxonomy places the organism in Eukaryota, Viridiplantae, Streptophyta, Magnoliopsida, Poales, Poaceae. The record is from RefSeq and is a predicted model, not a curated record. Bases 130 to 549 code for a protein of 139 amino acids. The transcript has a single exon.
GCUGAAAAGUCCUCGCCGGGUGCAGCUCAUCGUGCGCUUGCAUAGCCCAUGCGUAUAAGAGCCGGCUCUGCGACGGGAUGAGGACGAGGAGGAGAAGAGAACGAGAACAGCAGCGGACGGACACGUGCGAUGAGUAGCACCAGAACUUUCUCGCCGGCGGUGGUGGCGGCAGCGCAGCAGCAUGUCCGCGCGCCGCGCGGUGGGCUGCCGCGGCCGAGGCGACCCACCAGGCAGGCGGCCGGCUCGCCGGGCCAACGGUCCGCGGGUGGCGGCGGCGACGCCGCGUGGGGGCAAGCGGGGCGCAGCUGGUGGGGCGCUGGAGGUGGAUUGCCAGCGGCCGCGUCGUCGAGGCGGCAGCCGUGCAGGGCUGGCGCUGGCCGGGCGCCGGCGGGGAACCGGGAGCUGGUGCGGCGGGCGCUUUCGCCGCCGGCCACGGGCGCGCGCGGCGCGGCGCUGAGGAGGUGGAGCUUCCGGCCCAUGCCGAGCCGGCUGCGCAACGGGUCGUGCUUGACCUCGACGGCGGCCCCUGCAUCCCCACGGCCAUCGUGACUUUUGCUUAGCGUGAGGUCGUCGCAGGCUUACAGCUGGGCUCUGUAACGGGCUUGGUGUAGGCUAGGCACUGUACAUUCCCGUGUCUGUUGCGUUUUCUGGUGUUGAGGUUUUAUUAAUUUUUAUAAAUCCGGUGUCUUUUUUUCUCUACGCACGAGUGUGCAUAUCAUAUUUUAUAGAAAGAUAGGGGCAUAGAACCCAGUCCACCGUUGAUGUUA